Pseudophryne corroboree (corroboree frog) is the source of this 1748-nucleotide messenger RNA. It is a transcript of the gene TMEM38B, whose product is annotated as transmembrane protein 38B. The record is from RefSeq and is a predicted model, not a curated record. The transcript is spliced from 6 exons. Gene Ontology annotation, biological process: potassium ion transmembrane transport. Gene Ontology annotation, cellular component: membrane. Gene Ontology annotation, molecular function: identical protein binding; potassium channel activity. Lineage: Eukaryota; Metazoa; Chordata; Amphibia; Anura; Myobatrachidae. The coding region runs from base 116 to 1003 and encodes 295 amino acids.
UUGGUUGCCGCGGGAGUCAGUCAGUGGAAGGGGGCCGGCGUGGGUGAUGCAGGGGAAGCAGAAUGUGAGAGCAGCUGAGGCAGGUGGCUGUCAGUGAGAGUAGCCGGCUGUCAGCAUGGAGCUGAUCACUGAGGUGUCCGUACAGUUCGCCAGCCUGUCUAUGUUCCCUGUAUUCGAUGGCGCUCACUACUUGGUGUCUGUGCUGUCAGCUAGAGAGCAGGAAGGAGCUGUCGCUGUGGCAUCUCGAAGCCCUAUGGCCUCCUGGUUCAGUGCCAUGCUAUACUGCUUUGGUGGAGGAAUUUUAUCUUCUAUAAUGCUAGCUGAGCCUCCCGUGGCUGUCCUUUCCAACAGCACUAACAUCAUUUUUGCAUCUAUUAUUUGGUACACGGUGUAUUACUUUCCUUCGGAUCUAUUCUACAAAUGCUUCUGCUUCUUACCUCUCCGAGUCAUUGCUGCUGCAAUGAAGGAAGUGACCAGGACUUGGAAGAUUUUGUCUGGAGUUACACAAGCAAAUAGUCGUUUUAAGGAUGCCUGGCUAGUCAUGAUUGCCAUUGGCUGGGCAAAAGCUGCUGGAGGUGGCCUGAUAUCUAACUUUGAGCAACUUGUGAGAGGAGUCUGGAAACCAGAGAACAACGAACUUCUCAAGAUGUCCUACCCUGUAAAAAUUAGUUUAGUUGGAGCCAUUUUGUUCACAUUGCAACAUUUGGAGCUACUCCCAAUUGCAAGAUACCACCUCAUGUUUAUCUACACCAUCUUCUUGAUAACUGCAAAGGUUACAAUGAUGCUGACAGGGUCCUCUACCUCUCCAUUUAAACCGGUUGAAGAGGUAAUGGGUCGCUGGCUGUUUGGCUUGAAGCAAACCCAAACAGCAAAUAAAGAACAAGUCCCAGCAGGCGAUAAAAGGGCACCAACCAUAAAAGGGAAACUUGCCAAGGAAGAUGUGAGAGAAAGCGGUGAGCCCAGUGACACAACAAGGAAGAGGCCCGCUAAGAAGAGUGAAUGAACCAAUGCUAUAACACUACAUAAGUGUUGUUUCAACGGUUUGCUGCCAACUAUAGUUACUGUAUAAAAUUGAGCCAAUGUGAGUUAAAUAGGUUUAUUAAUAUUCUUUACAGAAGUGCUGUGUUUUUACAUUUGAUCAAAUACAUAUUGCAAAUGAGCACAUGAAACUCCUGUAGUAAUGUAUAGUCCUAACACUUUUAAGUGGACACAGAGCACACUUUCAGUUGUCACACAUUUGCCCACUGAAAGAGUAGUGUGUUAAGCUGGUCAUACAAGCUCAAGGCCGGGCACAUACACAUUCUCUCUUGAGAGGAGAUUCAGGCAUUUAAAAGCAACCUGAGAACAGAUGUUUACUGCUAAUUACUGUUGUCCUAAGGAAAAACCUACUUCUGCACUCUCAUACAGUAUGUCAUUAUUGUUAUUUCUUAUUGAAUGGGUCUCUAGUGAGGUGUGGGGUUUUAUAUAUAGAGUAGUUUGAGUCUUUUCACAAGCAAUCAUUCUUGUUGUAAUCAGCAGUGUGAUCAUUUCAGCACUAUAGAAUAUAGUUCCAAAUAGUUUGUUUUCAAAGUUGGAUACACUUGAUAAAUAUUUAUCUAUAAUUUUAUUUAUGCACUUAUUUUUCUAUAUUUCCUAAAAAACAUAAAUGCAUUUUAGUUUUCUAAGUUAUUGUUAUUGAUAUUCUCACCAUGGUGUAAGGUGUUUGAUGAUAGUACUUUUAAUGUACAAAAUGUGACUUUUCUAAAAUU